AUGUCCGAGUCAGCCGUGGCCGAGACUUCAUAUUCCCACACUCUGACGGCGCGGCCGUACUUUUUCCCCCUGGAAAGCCGCGACACGCGACUCGCCGACGUGGUUUCUCGCCUGCCGAAGCUCCCCGCCGAAAUCCGCUGGGCCGUGUUCGCACACGCCUUUGACGGCAACCGGGUCGCCGUCACCGCCCCCUCGGGAUGCUACUGCUUCUCCGCGGCGACGGGCCCUUACCGCGCGGACCACCAGUGGCUCCUGCAGUCGGCGCCGCCGGGGCAGGUGCGGCAGGAGGCCCAGCGCGUCUUCGUCCAGGUCGCCAUCUGGGAGCCGCACUGUAAGCACGCCCUGCACGCGUUCGUGAGCCGAAUGACGGCCCUGCACCGGCUGGGCGAUGUCCGCCAUGUGCGGCUGAACGUCUUCGAACUCGAGUCGACGUGGGCCCUGCAUCUGGACGAAUUUCCCAACCUGCGCACGGCCACGUUCGCUCCCAACCCCAAAAGCUGGACCAUCACGAUUCCCCAGCUCGCGGACUCGGCCGAGCUCUCGGAUGCGAACGUCAUGUCGAAGGUCUGGGAUGUCCUGGAGUCCCGAGACGGGUACGGCCCCGUCCGAGAGGCGUUCAAGCAGAAGACGCGCCGUUAUCGCAUGUUGUUUGUGUUUCCGAUCCGUUUCCACCUGCCGGAACGGCCGUCACGGGGUUGUCGUCGUGGUCGUACUAAUGCGUCUGCCCCCAGGUGGCAGUUGAGCGUCUGGCGGGCUAAUCUGGACACGGGUACCAUCGAGCGCGACUGGCAGGAGGUCCAUCUGGUUCAAGAAGCGACGCUGGAUUGA
Fonsecaea erecta is the source of this 828-nucleotide messenger RNA. RefSeq lists its product as hypothetical. The coding region runs from base 1 to 828 and encodes 275 amino acids. Lineage: Eukaryota; Fungi; Ascomycota; Eurotiomycetes; Chaetothyriales; Herpotrichiellaceae. The record is from RefSeq and is a predicted model, not a curated record. The transcript has a single exon.